Messenger RNA from Sphenostylis stenocarpa, 786 nucleotides. The record is from the annotation of a GenBank genome assembly. Lineage: Eukaryota; Viridiplantae; Streptophyta; Magnoliopsida; Fabales; Fabaceae.
AUGGAUCAGUUGUCGGCGAUCAGCGAGGACCUGGCCGAGAUCGACGGACAAAUCGCCGACAAUUUCCGCGCCCUAUCAAAUGGAUUUCAGAAGUUGGAGAAGAUUAAGGAUGCGAAUAGAAAGAGCAGGCAGUUGGAAGAACUCACGGAGAAAAUGCGAGAAUGUAAACGGCUUAUCAAGGAGUUCGAUAAAGAAGUCAAAGCUUUGGAGAAUAGCUUCGAUAGAGAAACCAACAAAAUGUUGAAUGAGAAAAAGCAGUCAAUGAUCAAAGAAUUAAACUCAUAUGUUGCUUUGAAAAAGCAGUAUGCUACAGAUAUUGAGCAUAAGCGAAUUGAACUCUUUGAGGGGCCAAGUGAAGGUUUUGCUGAAGAAAAUGGCUUGCUAGCAUCCUCAAUGACAAACGAACAGUUAAUGGAUCAUGGGAAUAGGAUGAUGGAUGAUACAGAUCAAGCCAUUGAAAGGGGAAAGAAGAUCGUUCAAGAAACAAUAAAUGUUGGUACAGAGACUGCAGCAGCUCUUAAGGCUCAGACGGAACAAAUGAGCAGAGUUGUCAAUGAGCUAGAUUCGAUCCAUUUCUCUUUAAAGAAAGCAUCGCAAUUGGUCAAGGAAAUCGGUAGGCAGGUUGCUACUGACAAGUGUAUUUUAAUCCUACUUUUCCUUAUUGUCAUUGGAGUAAUUGCUAUUAUUGUUGUAAAGCUUGUGCACCCGGACAACAAGGACAUUCGUGACAUUCCAGGACUAGCUCCUCCAGUGCAGAACCGAAGACUGCUUUGGAGUCACAGUUGA